Girardinichthys multiradiatus is the source of this 9498-nucleotide messenger RNA. It is a transcript of the gene cul9, whose product is annotated as cullin-9. Lineage: Eukaryota; Metazoa; Chordata; Actinopteri; Cyprinodontiformes; Goodeidae. The coding region runs from base 184 to 8220 and encodes 2678 amino acids. Gene Ontology annotation, molecular function: ubiquitin protein ligase binding; zinc ion binding. The record is from RefSeq and is a predicted model, not a curated record. Gene Ontology annotation, biological process: ubiquitin-dependent protein catabolic process. The transcript is spliced from 45 exons.
UAUUAUUUGUAUUGCAAUAUUCCCUCAUUUUGAAUUUGAUGUUUGCUACACGUUCCAACAAAUGUUGUUGAAGCUUCGUAGCUGGAAUGUUCCCAUUCUUCCUUAAAGAGCAACUUUAGUUCCCAUAUCUCUGCGCUGACGUCCUCCCGACGAACAAAACCAGUGAAACGUCAGUGUGACGUCAUGACAGCGCUCCUCCGAACAGAGGUGGCGCUGCGCGCUGACAGCCUGCAGGAAGUUCAGCGCAGAGGCGGAAGACGCGCUCCGUGGUGUGGCAGUGCGCAUCAAACGGAUCGAACCUGCCGCAGAACCCAUAGAACCUACGGAACCAGUCUGGAUAAGAGCGCGUUAGGGCGAAAGAGGAAAGUGCGCGCGCAGCUGCAGGCGCGGGACUCGGCAGCAACCAUGGUGGGUGAGCGCCGCAAUGGGAACCUGCUGGUCCAGCUCGGGCCAAGGCUGCAGGCGUACCCGGAGGAGCUGAUCCGCCAGCGGCGUACCCACGACGGUCAGACGGAGUAUCUGAUUCGCUGGUGCCUUGUUACCAUUGACGACAGGUCCAGCUCUGGGGGCGGAGCCAGCGAGACAAGCGGCGCAAGCGACGGAGGGUCCGGCGUGGGUGGGUCUGGUGGAUCCACAUCUGGAGAAACCAAACCGGAGAACAUCCUGAUGUGGAUGACGAUGGAGGAUGUUUAUGCCAACUGCCCCACGCUUCUGGGCAAGAGGAAGGCGGACACACAGCGCCCCCUGCAGCCACAGGAGAAGCAGCUGGGUGGUGCAUCGGUGGGCACAGCGCCACAGAGCAGCAGUGAGUUCCCACCAGACGUGACCUUUGAUGAAGUGGAGCUGUCCGACAUGAAGCAGGACGUGAAGAACCUUGUGUGUCGGGCCCGGAAGCAGAUGGCCAAGAAGAGCGACUUCUCCAUCAACAUCAUGCACACCAUCCACGUGCUGAGCGCCUACGCCAGUAUCGGGUCACUCGUUGGUGUCUUCAAGGAGACGGGCGCCCUCAACCUGCUGAUGGAGCUGCUGUGCAACAAGGAGACCCAGACGAGACGCAGCGCUGGGAAGAUGCUGCGGGCGCUCGCCUCACAUGAUGCAGGCAGCCGGGCUUACGUCCUGCUGUCCCUCAGUCAGCAGGACGGCAUCGAGCAACACAUGGACUUUGACAACCGCUUCACUCUGCUAGAGCUGUUUGCUGAGACCACAUCCUCUGAGGAGCACGGCAUCUCCUUUGAGGGCAUCCACCUGCCUCAGAUUCCAGGGAAGCUGCUCUUCUCUCUGGUGAAACGCUACCUGUGCGUCACGUCCCUGAUGGACAAACUGAACACAGCGGGGGCGGAGUCAUGUUCAGACAGACAGGAUGGAAGCCCCGCCCCUGCAUCAUCCUCUGGCUCCACCCAUCAGACAGAGCUCCUGCGCAUCCAAAAAGAGUUUGACUUCACCAUGGCCAUGGCCAACCUGAUCUCGGAACUGGUCCGAGUGAUGGGCUGGGACCGGAACCGGAAGAUGCCCGAGGGCUCGACCCAGCACCUGGGAGGAGGAGGGGCCUGCGGGGAGGAGCAGGGUGAGGAGGCGCCUCGUCUGAUCCUCAGGUCGAUCUUCCAGCCCCGGUUCUGCACCUCAUCUGUCCCCCUAUCCAGCAGCUCCCCAGUCGCUGCGCCGGCAGCCACACCAACAAAGAAGAAAACAGGAAACGGCUUCAGGGCGCCCUUCGACUUCACCAGUCGCUCCGCCUAUGUGGAGUACGUCCAGGACACCCUGAAGAGUGGCAUGAUGGUCCGCAUGCUGGAGGACUACGAGGAGGUGAGCGCCGGAGACGAAGGAGAGUUCCGCUACAGCAACGACGGAUCGCCGCCUGUUCAGGUGUACUGGAAUUCUCUGUCCAGAACAUACUGGGUCCACUGGCACAUGGUGGAGAUCCUGGGGAGCGGUAGCAGCAGUCAAUCUGAAAAGGAGACGCAGGAGAAGGCCUCGACUCUGGCGGAAACCCUAAAAUUCACUGCAGUCAGUCAGACGUUCUUCUCCAAGCCUCCUGGUGGCCUCUACUCGCUACCAUACCUGACAGACGGGCUGCAGGCGGAGCCGGCGGUGCUGAGCAGAGCUGAGUGGUGGGAGAUCCUGUUCUUCAUCAAAAAGCUGGAGCUACAACAGCAGCAGGAGGUGAACAGCAUCUUGCACCAGAGCCUAGACGACCAGGAGGUGGAGCCGGACGACUCAUCCCUCAUCAACCUGUCCGUCUCAGGAGACGUGGCCAAGAAGCUGCUGCACUACCUAAAGCAGAAGCUGCCUUCGUCGUGUCUCAGCGACCUGCUGUGCUCCCACGCCUUCUCUAAACACUACCUGAAGAGAGGAGGAGGAAGUCUGGAGGAUGAGGAGCUACUGGCCGAAAGCUCUCUGGGGCCCCCUGGUCUGGGAGGAGGUGGAGGAACGCAGACCUUCACAUCCUCCUCAUCAGCCUCCUCCUCCUCUUCCUCAGCAAAGGGCUCCAUCUCCAAGAAGGCCAAGAAGGAACUUCCUCUGGACUCUGGCUUCUCAGAGACGGAGACCGAGCUGCCCACUGAGGAUGACAGCAAAUAUCCUGACGACCUGGAGGACAAGAUGAAAGUGUUCAACAACCCAAAGGUACAGGGGAAAAAGACCUUGUUGGAGAAGCUGGGGGAGGUAGUGGACAUCCUGAAGAAGGGAGGCUCGGCCUCAGACCCUGCCCAGCAGCUGGCAGCCGUCCUUUUCAUCGUCCGGUUGCUGGAAGAGAAGAGCGUGCAGGAUAAGAACUCCAUGAGGAGUGACUCGGCCCAGACUGUACGGGACAAAGUGCUGAAGCUGCUGGUGGAGCUGCUGGGCUACUCCUCCAAAGACGUGGUGGUGAGCACGCUCAGACUUACACACCUCCUCAUGCUGAAGUAUGAGUGGAGGGUUUGCUUUGCCACUGAGGGCGGGGUCAAAGCUGUGCUGUCCUGCAUGCAGGAGUUCUCAGCGGUGGUACAUGUGGUCCAGCUGGCUCUGGCGACUCUGAAGGUUAUCACCGGCGCCAGUAAACAUGAUCUGCGGAGCGUCGGCAGCAGCCUCCCGCUCUCAGAGUCCGGCACCCAGAUGAUGUUGGAGAUCUUCGCCAGCAUAGGCUCGGCCACACCCGAAGGCUCCAGAGGCCUGCUGAGUGCUAUCCCUGUUGCCAUCGACCUCAUGCUGAAGACCCAAGGCUGCAUGCUGUCGGUGCGUAAUGGGCUGCUUGUCGUCAUCAUGCUCAUUGCCAACCACAAGAGCCUGGCAGAGCAGCUGGUGGCCUGUGGCAUCACUGCUGUCCUCAAGAAGUGUCUCACGCUGUCCAGAGCAGAGACCAUGCUUGCCAUCAUUGCCCUCAACCACAUCUCCAUGGUGCACAAGCUGGAAAGCAAAGACUGUCAGGAACAGCUGGACCUCAAGGACACUGAGCUGCAGAUGUUAGUGGUGAGUCUAAAGGAGCUGACAGUGACCAAAGAAGUGAUCCAGACUCUGGAACAGCUGCUGUGUGACGACGCAUCUCAGCUGGAGGAGGAGCGCAGACAGGUGACUCACAGCCGGGACACCUACCAGGACCUGGUGCGCCUGAUGGAGCAGCACAGAGCUGACCGGGCGGUUCAGCUCUCCAUUCUCAGGAUUCUCAACAAGUUCCUGGACAACUACCAGGAGGACAUGCUGCCAUGGCACGAGAGCAUCGAGCCGUGUCUUUCUACCAUGACUGCAUUGAUCAAUGACAGAGAGGUAGUGCAGCUGUUCAUCCGCUUCUUGUACCGUCUGGCGUCUCUUAACAAGGACUACGCCGUGGUCAUGUGCCGCCUGGGGACCAAGGAGGCCCUGGUGAAGGCUCUAGACAAACACAGCACCAACCUGCUGCUGGUUACUGAGCUCAGAGACCUCAUCAGCGACUGUGAGAAGUACGCCAGCCUCUACAAGAAGAUGACCACCAGCGUGCUGGCAGGAUGCAUCCAGAUGGUGCUGGGUCAGAUCGAGGAGCAUCGCCGCAGCCACCAGCCGAUCAACAUCCCCUUCUUUGACGUGUUCCUGAGGAACCUGUGCCAAGGCUCCAGUGUGGAGCUCAAGGAGGAUAAAUGCUGGGAGAAGGUGGAGGUCUCAUCCAAUCACCAUCGAGCUAGCAAGCUGACUGACAAGAACCCCAAAACAUACUGGGAGUCAAAUGGCUGCACCGGAUCACACUUCAUCAAUAUCUACAUGCACAAAGGCGUGGUCAUCAGACAACUCGCCAUCCUGGUGGCCAGUGAGGACUCGAGCUACAUGCCGGCCCGGAUCCUGGUUCUGGGGGGAGAUGACCCAGCUAACAUCAACACAGAACUUAACACGGUGAAUGUUGCUGCCUCAGCCACCCGUGUGGUUCUACUGGAGAACAUGACCCGGUUCUGGUCAAUCAUCCAGAUCAGGAUCAAGAGAUGUCAGCAGGGUGGGAUUGACACUCGGGUCCAUGGUUUUGAGGUUUUGGGUCCAAAGCCUACAUUCUGGCCCGUGUUUAAGGAGCAGCUGUGUCGCCGUACACACCUUUUCUACAGCACCAAGGCCCACACCUGGUGUCAGGAGGUGGCGGAGGACAAGGCUCAGCUGUUGCAGCUCUUCAACAAGCUGAACAGCGCGCUGAGACAUGAGCAGAUGUUUGCAGAUCGGUUCCUGCCGGAUGCUGAAGCAGCUGAAGCUCUGGGUCGAACCUGCUGGGAGGCUUUGAUCAGCCCCAUUGUCCACAGCAUCACAUUGUCAGAAUCCUCAGCGUGCAGCCCGCUGUCCUGGCUGCUCAGCGAGUACUUGGAUAACGCAGAGUCGGCCCGCCGCUGUAAGAGCCGAGCGGCCAUCUUUAACUCCAGAGUGAGGCGUCUUACCCACCUGCUUGUCCAUGUGGACACGAGUGCUGCUGAUGGCGAGGAGCUCAAACCACCGGUGAAGUCCAAAGGUCUGAACAGGAGCAAAGAGCUGAAGAAUGGCAAAGAGGGUAAAAACAAAGAGACCCCUGCAGCAUCCUCUUCCUCUUCAUCUUCUUCACCCGAGCCUAAAGUGAAAGGCAGCAGCAGCAUUGCAGGCAUUGCCCUCUGUUGGCAGGGAGUGGUGCAGUGGCAGGUGAAGAAGUUUCUGGAGUCCAGCUGCAGUCUGCCAGACUUCGUGGAGCGUUAUCGAACUCUGUACCAGCGGCUGAAGAACGCCAUGGAGGAACUGUUUGGACAGCAGACUGCCUUCGUCCUCGCUCAGCGACACGGAUUCUCUGCUGCGCUGCUGCAGCUCUCCAUCCUUAGAGCCAUGCAUGUCAGUGAGCGAUUUGCUCAGUACAUUGAUCAGAUGAUCCAGGCCAGUGGGACGCCCUCUGGCAGAGUAGAGACUCUGGAGCGGCUGCAGCAGUUUCUUGAGCCGAUGCUCUUCCUGUCGGGCCUGGAGCUCGCCAACACCUUCGAGCACUUCUACAGGUACUACCUCGGGGACAGACUGCUCGCUCAAGGCAACGUUUGGUUGGAGAGCGCUGUGAUCGAUCAGAUCGGCAGCUGCUUCCCGAGCCGCUUUCCUCAGCAGAUGAUCAAGAACCUGACCGAGUUGGCAGAUCUACAGCAGGAGUUCCACCUUUAUCGACUGCAGCAGCUGGACCAGCAGCUGCAAGAACAGGACCAGAUGAUGGAAGACUGGGGGGAGUCAGAGGAGGAAGCUGAGGUCCAGGUUCUUGUCCUGUCUCCACGAUGCUGGGCUGUGUCUUCGGUCUGCUUCCUGGAUGAACCAGUCAAUCAUUUUCCAGCUGAACUCUGCUCCUACCUAAACCAUUUCACCCAAUUCUACACCCAUAGUCAGUCCAUGUACAGCCUGAGUCACUCGAAGCCUCGGCGGCUCCAGUGGACGUGGCUCGGUCAUGCAGAGCUGCAGUUUGGCAACUGGACGUUGCACGUCUCCACGCUGCAGAUGUUCAUCUUGCUGCAGUUCAACAGUGAGGAGGAGGUCAGAGUUGAAGCUCUGCUGCAGGAGAGCGGUCUGUCUGCUGCCGUUCUGCUGCACGCCCUGCAGCCGCUCAUCAGUGAGCGAGGACCGCUGACCUGCAACCCUGUGGAUGAGCCUGGCAGAGGUGUGCUGCAGUUGAAACAGCAGGUGGCAUCUCGCAGUCUGCAGGGCAUCCCGGCGUCGCUGCAUCUACUGCCUAUGCAAACAUACCUGAAUGUGGACGAAGACGCCACGGGGACACUGGAGAGGAAGAGGAACUUUAUCUACUGCUUGAUCGUAAACAUCAUGAAGCAGGAGAAGGAGAUGCACAUUGAUAACCUGGUCUUUAAGGUGAUGGACUCAUGUCAGAAGCAGGAAGCAUCCCGGUCUCCAUGUGCCGGCCGUUUUGGCUGCAGCACCGGUGACGUGCUCUCCUGCAUCAUGCAUGUUAUCAACAAAGGCUGCGUCCGCCGCAACGAUGACAAUCCGCACAUUGUGGAGUUCGUCCCCGAGGACCCGUCCACGCCACAGAAAGGCCACGCUCAGUUCUCCUUCAGCCGUUCAGACUCCAGGAAGGAUGCCGCAGCCACAGACAGCAUGGCUGACAUCAGUUUGGUACCAGCGCCACGUCGCUUUGAGGACGGGGUUCUGGAUUCGGGACUGUUCUCGAUGGGCCGUACAAUGACGCAGGAGGAGGUUCGUCAGCUGAUGCAGCGGACGGUGCAACAGGUUUCAGCGACUCUUAGUCUGGAUUUGGACCGGGCCGAACACCUUCUAAUCCACUGUAAGUGGAAUGUGGACCUGCUGGUUCAGCGCUACACCGACGACCCUGACGCUCUCAUCAUGGCCGCCGGACUCAGGUGCAGAAACCCACAGCCGCCACCAAGCCCUGCCUCCACCUGCCCCGUCUGUCUGGGCCCCAGGACCGGCAGCAUGGAGCCCAUUCCGACUUUGAGCUGCAUGCACUACUGCUGCCGGUCGUGCUGGCAGGAGUACCUGACUGCCCGGAUCGAACAGAACCUGGUCAUGAACUGCAACUGUCCAAUCACAGACUGCCAGGCUCAGCCCACCUCCCAGUUCUUCCUCGGCAUCCUCACCGACAAGGACACCGUCGCCAAGUAUGAGAACGCCUUGCUCAGAGGCUACGUGGAGUGCUGCUCCAACCUGACAUGGUGCACCAACCCACAGGGCUGUGACCAGAUCCUCUGCAAGGAGAACAUAGGCAGCAUGGGGACCUGCUCCAAAUGUUGCUGGUCAUCCUGCUUCAGCUGCAACUUCCCUGAGGCUCAUUACCCGGCAAGCUGCAGCCACAUGUCUCAGUGGAUGGAUGAUGGAGGCUUCUAUGAAGGGAUGAGCAUGGAAGCGCAGAGCAAACAUCUGGCCAAGCUGAUCUCCAAGCGCUGCCCGAGCUGCCAGGCUCAGAUAGAGAAGAACGAGGGCUGCCUACAUAUGACCUGUGCCAAAUGCAACCACGGUUUCUGCUGGCGCUGCCUGAAACCAUGGAAACCAACACAUAAAGAUUACUACAACUGCUCCGCCAUGGUGAGUAAAGCUGCUCGACAGGAGAAGAAGUUCCAGGAUUACAACGAGAGGUGCACCUUCCAUCAUCAGGCCAAGGACUUCGCCGUCAACCUCGAGAACAAGGUGUCAUCCAUCAACGAAGCUCUGCAGAUGAAGUCACUCACCUUCGUCAUUGACGCCUGUAAAAUCCUGGCUCAGGCUAGAAAGGUGCUGGCCUACUCCUGUGUCUACAGUUACUAUAACCAGGAAACCGAGAAGAUGGACGUGAUGGAGCAGCAGACAGAGGCUCUGGACCUCCACACGAACGCCCUGCAGAUCCUGCUGGAGGAGACUCUGCUACAGUGCACUGACCUGGCCUCCUGCGUCAGGCUGCUAAAACCAGAACAUUUGAACACGGGACUGGAACUGAUCCGCCGCAUCCAGGACCGCCUGCUGGCCAUCCUUCAACACUCCACCCAGGACUUCAGGGUCGGGUAUCAGUCCAAAAGCAGCCAGGAACCAGAGUCCACCCAGGCAUCCAGCCUGUCCAACCACACAGACACCAACAAUGUGUCCAAGACCAACCGAGGGUCGGACUCUGGAGAUUCAGACAACAACACCUUCAAUGGGGAGGAAGGGGGCGAGGAGGCGGAGGAUGACGAGUACGAUGAAGAGUAUGUCCCUGAGUGGCACGAAGACUAUGAUGAAGAUGACAUCGAUGAGGACGACUUCUUUUCUGAUGACGACGAGUCUGAGAACCUGGAGAGGGACUUCAUUGCCUUUGACUGAGCCGGGUCAGAACUCAGCAUCCCAGAAAUGGAGGACAGCGAGGCUGAAGCCCCGCCCCCCUUUAUAGCCAUGUGACGUCAUUUGAGGACGUUGGGCACGAUGGGAGACGAUCCAGUCGUCCUCCAUCACCUGAAGUCCACCACCGCCCUGCGCUGCACUUGCUUUCACUUUCUGCCUCUGUUCUCUUUAGGCCGAAGUACGAGAUCGGAAGACGGACCAAACCGGUUCGAGUUUAAGAGAGAAUUCUUGAAAGUUUAAAAUGUCUGCGUCCAUUUCUGUCCCACUGAAACCAGUUUUCACCAGACUGAAAAUUAUACGAAUUAACCGAAAACCAACCACAAAUCUAAUGCUGAUUGAAACUGGUUUGAAACCAUAUUAAACAGUGCACUUCAGGCAGUGGGAACCAGUCUGAAAAUGUUAUAAUCUCAAACCAAUUUCGGCAUGUAUAAAACCAGUUUAAACUGAUCUAUAGGCAUUUGGAGACACAGAAAGCCAGUCUUGAACAAAAAUUGAAACCAGUUUACACACAUCUGAAACCCCUUUUAACCAGUCUGAAACUGGUUUACAAUUGUAUUUCAGACAGAUUGGUGCAGUCUGAAACCCAUUGUACUCUGGUUUUAAAUGGUCUAAAACCAGUUUAAAGCAGUCUGGACCCGGUUUAUAGCCAUCUGCAACUUGUUUGUACCGGUCUGAAAAUGGUUUGAUAAGAUUUUAACAAUUUAAACUAUUUUGAUACUGGUAUAAAGUGAUCUGAAACCAGUGAGUUGCAUUGAACCCAGUGUGAACCACUGGAACCAAGUCCUUUGUUGUGCUUCUGAAGCUCAGACCCAGUAUGUGUUUUGGGCCUCUUCUGUUCUGGGCUCCAGAGGACUUUUGUGUCUGCUGCUGCUUCUUUCCUCGGUCGAGGUGACGUCAGGGUUCGGACCGAGCGACCUCGUCUCGUCUCACUUUCUGCCUUGGUUUGGUUCUGCCUUCAUCUGAGAGCAACACGCCACCUUCUCAAACUUCUCACAUUUAGAUUUCUCACUAAGAGUUUUUUACAGACCUGGAUGUUUCUAUGCACACGAGCGGUAUCACUGCAAUAACUCGCCUGCUCGGUUCUGUCAGAUGGGUUCUUGGGUUGUAGUUCAGGAGUCAGGGAUAUCUGAUGUUCCAGCUCCUUAUUUUGCUGUAAUUUUGAGAGAUCAUAUAUUCAUAUUGUUGAGGUUCUAUAAAGUUCUGUUUUCUUCUGCCAGCAAACUAAAUAAACGCUUUUUCUGCAACGCUGCAGCCUGAAAA